AUGGCCUCAAAUUUGAUUAAGUCCGAGUCGAUUCAAUCUACCCAUCCAGAACUAGACGAGCAGGAUUCAUCUCGUCUUUACAUCAUCUACCGUAAAAGGUGGAAACGGCACUAUGAAGUCAAAUCUGCAGCAGACCAACUUUUAUACUUCGGGGAGGUAUCCAAUUUCAAGCACGCUAAGCCUGACCUCACCAUACAUCGAGGAACCAGCGCCGAUGCACCUGUGGUGGCAGCGAGCAAACUCCUCAAGCUCUCCGGUGAUUUCAAGCUGGGUUUAGGAGACCCCGACGAUGUGAACAAUGUCCAGUGGGAGGACAUGACCAGGGAAUCUUGGGUGCACCAAACGUAUCGCUUUGAAGUGAACAUGUCCAGUGAGUCUGGGGGCACCCACGGGCAACGGCGAGCCUUACUCUGGAAGCGAACACGGUCGGUAGGAGUCGAUGGUUCAACACCAUCGUGGAGUUCUCGGAAUUUCAAGCUGGUUGAUGAGAUAAGCGGUGACCUGGUGGCGGUAUUCACAAGCAAAAGGUCUAUCGGCCAAUGUGGAAGAUUGCAGAUCAUGGAGGACCAUGGGCAGUGGUUUGAUACGUUGAUCUUGCUCUCAUAUAUGAGCCUGUAUGAAAGAUUUGAGCGCCAUAACAGGCAAGCUGCUGCCGCAGCUGGAGGGUCAUGA
Messenger RNA from Penicillium pulvis, 672 nucleotides. RefSeq lists its product as uncharacterized. The record is from RefSeq and is a predicted model, not a curated record. The transcript has a single exon. Bases 1 to 672 code for a protein of 223 amino acids. NCBI's taxonomy places the organism in Eukaryota, Fungi, Ascomycota, Eurotiomycetes, Eurotiales, Aspergillaceae.